Messenger RNA from Diachasmimorpha longicaudata, 562 nucleotides. Its product is annotated as synaptic plasticity regulator PANTS. The record is from RefSeq and is a predicted model, not a curated record. Lineage: Eukaryota; Metazoa; Arthropoda; Insecta; Hymenoptera; Braconidae. The transcript is spliced from 3 exons. Bases 41 to 541 code for a protein of 166 amino acids.
GUGCAUUGUGAAUUAGAAAAUACCAAGUGCAAGACUGAAGAUGAGUGAAACUGACAAGAAUGACAUUGUCAACGACAAAGAUGCCGAGGGAACGAGUGAGACUAAUAAAACAAAGGAGAAAUUUUGGGAAAGCGAAUGGAUGCUGAGGCCCUGUGAAAUGUACAACUCGGAGUUCAAGGUUUGUAAUUCCUUCAGAGGGAAGUUUAAUCAGCUGUUCGUAGACGGAGAGACUGCUGAUUGCAGCCAGUGGAAGGUGGAUUACAACAACUGCACCAAGUGGAAGAAAUUAGAUGAUCAGCAGGCUUACGAGGAUCUCGUGGCGAGUGAAAAAGUCCGCCGAGUACAGCGAUUAAAGGGACAUUAUAUGAAUGACGUGUGGACAAGACGAGAAGCACCACCCACAGAUUGGAAUGCACCCUUACCUAAAUGGUUGGAGGAACGUGAUUCCGGGACCUUUCUCGCGGCGAAGCAACAACAGAUAAGUACAGGCAAAGACAGAGAGAUCGAACUAUAUAUGCCUUCAGCAUGUACAAUACUUUAGCAAUAAAUAGAUGAAACUGUA